AGAUAGACCCAAUCAGUGAUGUGAGGCCUUCGCCAGCUGCUCCGAAGAAGUUUUAGUAAUCGCCAAGCUCUGAAGAAAACGACCACCGGAUGAUCUGCGGCGCCAAUAGUCGUCUCCGGCGAGGUUAACCACUCAUUUCCAAAACUGUAAUCAAAGAUCAGCCAGUCAUGGAUCGCUACGCAAAAUGGAAACAGAGAGAGCUCCUUCUUAUCCUCCUCUACGCCGUCGCUUUCUACGCCUAUGCCCUACGCAUCUCCCUUCGUCUCUCUCACGAUCAUUACUUGAAGCUCCGCGGUUUAGGUCCUGGCUGGCUCAUCCCUAAUCGACGCAAUGAUGUAUCAGAUGCUCAGUGGAGGAACUUCCGCGGGAACUUGCCGAUUCUCAGCUUCGUUUUCGCGGUUUUCACCGUGAUUGCUAACGGAUGUAGGUCUCUUUUCAAUUUGAAAGCCAGAGGAAUGGCCAUCUUGUGGCUUUCCUUGUCACUUGUAUACUUGACUUACUUACACGGAGCUUGCGUCAUUUUCAUUCUCUCCAUUGCAACGGCUAAUUUCCUUCUUGUUAAGGUUUUUGCACGGACAAAUUUCUUUCCUUUUAUGCUUUGGGCGUUCAACUUAUUCUUCCUCUUGUGCAAUCGUAUCUAUGAAGGCUAUUCCUUUUCCAUUUUCGGGCGGCAGUUUGAGUUCCUGGACAACUUUCGGGGCACGUUCAGAUGGCAUAUAUGCUUUAAUUUUGUCGUUCUGCGCAUGAUAAGUUUUGGAUAUGAUUAUCACUGGGGUCAACUGGAUUCUCAUUUUGAUCAGGAGAAACACGUAACACGUUGUUCGUUAUGUAAGUUGGGGAAGACUUGCUACGUAGUUCGACAGGAGAAAGGUCUAGCAAGUGACAGCAGCUGCAGUUUUGCUUUAUACCUUUGUUAUUUGGUCUAUGCCCCCUUGUACCUUGCGGGGCCAAUCAUAAGCUUUAAUGCCUUUGCUUCUCAGCUAGAUGUGCCACAGAAUACUCAUUCAGUGAAAGAUGUUGCACGAUAUGGAUUGCGUUGGUUAUUCAGCUUCUUGCUGAUGGAACUUAUGACACAAUUCUUCUAUUACAAUGCCUUUGUGAUCAGUGGUCUUUGGAGAGAAUUAUCUCCUGUGGAAAUAUUUAUCGUCGGAUACGGAGUGCUAAACUUCAUGUGGCUCAAGUUCCUUCUUUUAUGGAGAUAUUUCCGCUUCUGGUCUUUGGUGAAUGUCAUUGAAACUGUUGAGAACAUGCCGAAUUGCAUUAAUAAUUGCUAUAGCCUUGAAACAUUCUGGAAAACCUGGCAUGCAUCGUUUAAUAGGUGGCUUAUCAGGUAUAUGUAUAUUCCUCUCGGUGGAUCACGAAGAAAGUUUAUGAAUGUGUGGGUUGUAUUUACAUUUGUUGCCGUGUGGCAUGAUUUAGAAUGGAAGCUUCUUUCAUGGGCAUGGUUAACAUGUUUAUUCUUCAUGCCAGAAAUGUUACUGAAAUCAGCAUCCAAUGCAUUUAAGGUUCAGAGUGCUUUUGGAGAAUUCCUCCUUCGUGAACUCAAGGCGUUGUCUGGCGCUGUGACAAUCACAUGCCUCAUGAUGGCAAAUCUUGCUGGCUAUGUCAUUGGACCAUCAGGUCUAAGCCGGUUUGUCUCCAGCUUUCUUAGCAGAGAAGGAUUACCUGUUCUAGGCGCCGUGUUCUUUAGCUUUUACGUGGGUACAAAGCUGAUGUUCCACAUCCAGGACUUGAGAAGUGGGGUACAUAGCCCGAGGUAGCCGAAGCAAAGAGUUGUAGUUUUCAUUAUUGAUUGGUUAGGUACAAUCCCGUGUAAAAUUUUGGUUGGAGUAAGAAACUGUGUUUUUCCUUGAAAGAUGCAAAACGAAAUCAACUUUUGCAAAGGGGCUUUCUCUUUCCUGUUUAUGUAAUGCCAUUUAACUCCACAUUCAUCAAUCACAAGUAAUUUUCAAGA
Molecule: messenger RNA, 1954 nt
Organism: Raphanus sativus (radish)
Lineage: Eukaryota; Viridiplantae; Streptophyta; Magnoliopsida; Brassicales; Brassicaceae
Product: membrane-bound O-acyltransferase gup1
Exons: 19
Coding region: 168-1760 (530 amino acids)
Cellular component (GO): endoplasmic reticulum
Molecular function (GO): acyltransferase activity
Source: RefSeq, a predicted model, not a curated record